Molecule: messenger RNA, 1520 nt
Organism: Heterotrigona itama
Lineage: Eukaryota; Metazoa; Arthropoda; Insecta; Hymenoptera; Apidae
Source: the annotation of a GenBank genome assembly
AUGUUUAUUGGCAGAGGGGCAAGAAGAAGGCAUCGAGCUCGCAAGAUUCCCCUAAUCAGACGAGACUCGGAUGACACCUCCGACGAGGUAGUGUCGUUGCACGAUCGACAGCUACGUUCCAUAGAGUUCUACGACAUGGAGCAUAAAGCAAAGUAUUUGGCGAACAAACGUGGCACCACGAGACACAGAUUCUCGGGCAGGGCACGACGAGCCGCGACUGCACGCAAGGAACGUGUGUGGGAUCACGGUGUAAUCCCGUACGAGAUCGAUGGGAAUUUCUCCGGCGCUCAUAAGGCCCUGUUCAAGCAAGCAAUGAGACACUGGGAGAACUUCACGUGCGUCAAGUUCGUCGAGAGGGUCCCUCAGGAGCAUCCUAAUUACAUACUGUUCACGGAAAGGCCGUGCGGGUGAGUGUGAUGAUUUAUUUUAUUUUAAUAAUAAAUUCAUACAUAUUUUUGACAAAUUUAUAUUUAUUUAAAAUUUCUUCGAAAUCCUUCGAAUCAACUAAUAAAUAUUAUUAUUUCUAUAAUUUUUAUCAAUUUUAUAUAUUUUAUAUAAUUUUAAUUACUAUAAUUAGACGAAUAAUAAUUUUACAUAAUUUUCACAUUUUAGUUCUUUUAUCAAUAUAUCAAAAAUAUAUAAAUCAAAAUUUAAAUGUAAUUAUUUAUUUAUAUAUUUAAUUAUAUUAAUAUCUAUGUUAUUAUCGUUAAAAAUUAAUUGUAAUUUAUUUUUAUAUAAAAAGUUUUACAAUAAUUGAUAGUAAUCGUACUUGAUCAGUUUCGCGAAUAAAAGGAAGAAGAGAAUUUCUAAAUACACCGACGAGACCUCCACAAACAGAGAGAGACAAAAUUGUUGAUAAAAUUUUCGGAUAAUUCCUCUGAUAUAUUAAAUUGCACGUAUCUUCGAAUGGAGAUUAAGAAAACUGUUCAAUCUACUUCGAUAUUGAAGAAUUCACUUAUAUGUCUCAUCUUUUUAAGUUCCUUCGAUUACGAUGCAAGGUUUGUUUCCCUUUUUCUUUCCUUUUUUUCAGCGUUUUCAAUUUGUGAAAAAUUUUAUCAUGGAAUCUCUCGGAAACAUAACGAUACAGCAGAACUCUGCUUAAUUUCUGGUUAAAAUAUACCUAUCCUACACGAUAUAACAAACUAUUAUUUUUCAUAAAAUUAAAUUAAAAUAAUAGACAGUCACGAAAAUUGGCGAGCUGCUAUCAGAUAUAUAUAUAUAAAACAAUAAAUGCAACUCUACGUGCAAAAAUCUCUUGUUAAUAAAUGUUUUAUUCGAACAGAGUUUUUAAGUAGUAUACAAUGUUCGAAUGUUCCAUUGUUUGUAUGAUUACCAAUAGCAGUGAUAGCUCUUAUUCCAGUUUCAUCUUUUAAUUCAUUCUUCAACUUACUUUACCAACUGCAGGAAUUUAUUUAAUAAUUUGAUAUAAUAGUAUAUUAAAUAUAAAUUAUAAAAAUUCUGUUAAUUUCAAGAAUAACAAUAUUUUUUCUUCUAACAGCAAAUUUCGAAAUAGACUUUAA